UAUUAAAAUGAAAGUAGCUGUGCUCGCGUUUAUCUUUGGGCUGUGCCUAGCAGUCGCCUCGGCCAACAUUGAUUCUGCUUUCGACAGUGAGGAGCUCCGGGAAUUCACUCCUUUGGACUAUGCUGACGCCGAUGAGGAAGCAUUCAGUAUUUUUGGUUUCUUUUACUUUACACUCAAAGCGUGCUUGCGUACUCUGAAAGGCGUCAAUUGUACCAUCAAAGAAGUACUCAGCAUUCAAGCUGCGGCGGUAGACUUCUUAAGCGACAUUAACAACUGCAAUGUCGGCGCUGUAAAGAGCGUAACAGCGCUUAUUAAACAAGUUCAAGCAGUCGUUACAACCUGCGAUGAGAUCAUCAAUUUGAAUAGCAAAGUUUGCAACAAUGAGGCCCUAGACGAUGAAGCAGUCGGCAAUAAGAAGACACCAUCCAAAUGCUUUUCCAAAUUGUUGAAUAAAUUGAUUACGCUAAAGAAACAGGUCGCCAAAACAGUUUCAUUAGCGAAGAAAGUGCCAUCCACCCCAGGUGUCUAUGCAGAUUGCACCAAGACCGCUGUAGAUGUUUUGGUUUCGGUCUUUAAAGCUUUUCCUUCUGACAUAAAAAUCUGCUCCAAAUUGAAAAAUCAGCUCGACCGACUUCGUCAUAGCGACGAACAACAACAUAGCGAGACUUCGUCAAAUAGACCGCAGGCGAAGCGCAGCGUAGGCAAACAUGCCUGUAAUGAAUCUAUCAAAGCGGCUAAACAGCCAGCAAUGUCUAACUAUCAGUGGCAACGUUGA
Messenger RNA from Rhagoletis pomonella (apple maggot), 775 nucleotides. RefSeq lists its product as uncharacterized. NCBI's taxonomy places the organism in Eukaryota, Metazoa, Arthropoda, Insecta, Diptera, Tephritidae. The record is from RefSeq and is a predicted model, not a curated record. The transcript has 3 exons. The coding region runs from base 8 to 775 and encodes 255 amino acids.